This is a messenger RNA of Tauraco erythrolophus (red-crested turaco), 1102 nucleotides long. The record is from RefSeq and is a predicted model, not a curated record. Lineage: Eukaryota; Metazoa; Chordata; Aves; Musophagiformes; Musophagidae.
GGACCACAUGCAGUGGUCACAAGAAGAAGAAGAGAGUGCCAAGGAAAAAGCGGCAGAAAACUCACUUGUGAAAGUCCAAUGGGAAGACCAAGAUAAAUAUGACAGAGAAGCUAGUAAAUAUUGGAAUGAAUUUUACAAGACUCAUAAAAAUAACUUCUUCAAGGAUCGCAAUUGGCUGUUUCUGGAGUUUCCAGAAAUUCUUCCAAAAAACAGAAGAGAAGAGUUGAAAACAGAAGAAAGAUCUUCAAAACACACAAAAAUAAAUAGUACCAACACUUUUUCACACAACAAUGAAAUGUUUGAGAAAGGAGAAAAAUAUUGGAAGAAAAAUUAUGGAGGUGGUUCUACUUCUGUACAAGGAUAUGUAUAUAAUAAAAACCAAGCAAAAUCUCUUACUGACAAUCCUCAAGGUAAAAACAGUGGAGAAGAACUUGGCAGGCCAGAAUCCUUCCCUGGUAGUGAUGCCACUUACAGAAUAUUAGAGGUUGGUUGUGGUGCUGGAAACAGUGUCUUUCCUAUUUUGAAAGUUCUAUGCAAUACGCCUGGAACCUUUCUAUACUGUUGUGAUUUUGCUUCAGGAGCAGUGGAGCUGGUAAAGUCACAUUCGUCCUACAAUUCAGCCUGGUGUUCUGCCUUUGUUCAUGAUGUGUGUGAUGAUGCUUUACCCUAUCCUUUUCCAGAUGAGAUCCUGGAUGUCAUUCUCCUUGUCUUUGUGCUCUCUACUAUUCAUCCUGACAGGAUGCAAAGGGUUGUAAAUAGGUUGGCUAAACUACUGAAACCUGGAGGAAUGUUGCUGUUUCGAGACUAUGGAAGAUAUGAUACAGCUCAACUUCGUUUUAAAAAAGGUCAUUGCUUGUCAGAAAAUUUUUAUGUACGAGGAGAUGGAACCAGAGUAUAUUUCUUUACCAAAGAUGAGGUAUGGAACAUGUUCAACUUGGCUGGAUUAACUGAAGUACAGAAUUUGGUUGAUCGGCGAUUACAAGUAAACAGGAAGAAAAAAGUGAAAAUGCAGCGAGUUUGGAUACAAAGCAAGUUCCAAAAACCAUUGCUUCUGUCUCUGAAUAAUCCUGAAGAAACCACUGAAAGGCACCCAUAUAGAUAA